ACAGUACUGCACCUUCUCGCAAGUCGAGGCAACGUGUCAAUGAUCGGAUUUCUCGUGGACCAUGGGGCGGAAGUCGACGCCAAAGACGAAGAUUUACGGACCCCUUUACAUCAGGCCGCUCCGCAUGGGUGGCAAGACGCAGCGCGAGAGCUGCUGAAGCGAGGUGCAGACGUAGAUGCUCAGGAUGGAAAAGGCAGAACACCACUUUACCUGGCUGUCGUGCAAGGACAUGCAGAUGUGGUUCAGCUUCUA
Messenger RNA from Trichoderma citrinoviride, 252 nucleotides. RefSeq names its product ankyrin. NCBI's taxonomy places the organism in Eukaryota, Fungi, Ascomycota, Sordariomycetes, Hypocreales, Hypocreaceae. The transcript has a single exon. The annotation marks the transcript as partial. Gene Ontology annotation, molecular function: protein binding. The record is from RefSeq and is a predicted model, not a curated record.